Messenger RNA from Diabrotica virgifera virgifera (western corn rootworm), 8336 nucleotides. RefSeq lists its product as uncharacterized. The coding region runs from base 2962 to 4419 and encodes 485 amino acids. NCBI's taxonomy places the organism in Eukaryota, Metazoa, Arthropoda, Insecta, Coleoptera, Chrysomelidae. The record is from RefSeq and is a predicted model, not a curated record. The transcript has 4 exons.
UUCCCUUUCCUUUGAUUAUAUGUAAGCCUGUUGAAGAUACAUUUAUAAAUCAAGGAAAUAUUGAAAUUUGCGUAAUAUUGCUACAAGGAAUUGCAAAGUUGACUACGUUUGGUGCACCUUCGUAAUAAACACAAUUGUUCAGUAUAUUUUGACCUUAAAGUCUUCAUUUUCAUUCCUUGUAACUCCAUAUCUUUUGUUUCCUUUUUCUAAUUCACUCGUUUGUACUGGUUUCAGCUAUAUAUAAAUCUAUUCUCUGAAAUUUUCUGUUUUAUCUUUUACCAGUGUUCUGAAUUUUAUUUUACAUCUUUGAAAAGAGUCUUCGAACAUAAAAUGUGAUAAUUUUCAUCUUUUUCAUUUUUCAACACCUUGUUCCUAACAUGUUAUAAUUUUAUAAAUAUACCCACAUCAAUUUCUUGUAUCCAAUUUAUAGCCCCCAAUUUAUUUAUAAUAGUUUCUCUUCAUAAAGAAGAAAUUUCAUUUUUUACACAAUUAACACUGCAUAUUCUAUGCAUAUUCUAUUUGCACUUCACCAAAUUCCAAUAGCCAUUUAUUUAUACAAAUAUGUUUACUUAUAUUUUUACAAAUAUGUAAUGAAAAUGGAAUAUACUGACAAUAACAAAAAUACUAAAUAAUCAUUAUUAAAUACUGUUAAACAAAUAAUUAUUAAAUUACGACAAAUUAAAUUUUGUUGAAAAUAUUAUUAUACUAUUGAGGGUCACUCAUCUUCGACUCAUAACAUACUAAGUCAAAGAGUGCUUAAAUCUUACAGAUUUUAUAUCCCCCAGAUCAUCCUUCUUGUCAUAUUUAUUUUCUUCAGUGAGGUCUCUUUUCCAUUGCUGUUUUUAUUUGUCUGGUCCACUGUAAUCUAGAACGUCUACUUUUCCCCCCCUUCAGUUUGAUUUCUAUUUCCAAGUUUAAAAAAAGUGUACUUACAAAGUUCCAUACCAGAGUUAUUUUCAUUUUUCCAUUUCGCCAUGUAUUAAGUAAUCCAAAGCUUUAAAAAAAAUAUUUCGUCAUUAGUGUCUCGUUUGUAUUUAUUAGUUCUCUAAUUCGUUCAUUUCUCACUUUGUUCAUUAGUGUUAUUCUGCAGCUUCUUAUUCAAUACAUAAUUUCCAUUACAUUUAUUCUGUUUUCCGUUUAUUAUUUAUGCCCUCAUCUCAGCCAUAAAGUGAGCAGCUUUCCAUUAUUGUCUUAAAGAUUUGGUGUCUAGUAAUUUGCACGUAUUCUGAUAAAUAUUUUACCAUUCUACAUUUAAUUCAACAUAAUCCGGCGUAAUGUAUCUAAUUUACAAAUUCACGCUUAAGCAAUAUUUCAUAAAAAAUUCGUAUUUUCUGAAUAUGGAGACCUCAAAAUCUGGGAGUAAAUUCUUCCCUUUUCCAUCUCCAAAUUCUGAUACAGUUGUCUCUUCGAGUGUUGCCUAGCUUCAGUACGCUUAGCGCUUUGUCCUGUUCCAGACUCUUCUCAGGACCAAAUCUUAUGCUAAGCGAAAUUUUCUUCUAUUUGCCCUUCCCUUGCCGCACUAAAGACCAACUUCACCUCCACGAUGGUGUGCGGUGGAAGCAGAUCCAAGUGGCUUGUAUGUAGAUUCAGGUCCCUAAACUAGUGAUGGGACAUUAUGUCACUACUAGUGAUUUUAAAAAUCACUGUAACUACCAUUUCUUGAUAAGUUUUAUAACUGUGACCAAUAAACAGAUAUUUGUCAUUUUCUCACAAAAUGUGUUUAUAUAAUACGAAUAUUUUUGGUGAAUGUGAUGAUUUGUCAUAUAUAAUAAGUAUACAUGGAUGUCUUUUACGAAACGCAUUUUGUUGAUAUUUUAUGCUUUUAUAUAUUGUAGGGUGAGGUUAAUUAUACUCUAAAAACCAUGCCUAUUAUGUCAAAAUAUACAACACUAAUCAAACAAUCAAUUAUAACCCGUAUUUAACCAAAUUUUUGAUAAUUACAAUCUUAUCGUAUAAAUAUGUAAUUUUUAAUUUUUCGAGAUUGAUGUGGUACGAAAAACAUAAAUAAAAUUCUUUAAAAUUACUCAUUUCAAGAGAAAGCAUUCAACAAGGCUUUGUGAUUUUUUGUCUUUGUUAGUAUUGCAAAUGUAUUAUUAUAAAUUAAUACUGUAACUACUUUUUAUUGUGAAUACUGAGGUCAGUUACUGUUUAAAAUCACUGUUAUUAAAAAAUCAUGAUUACUGUUCAUGGCUUAAUUCAAAAAUCACCACGUUCACCAUUGCUGACCUAAACAAGCCACCUGGAUGCUGACCGACGAAGCUCUGGCAUACAGUAAUACUGAGAUGGUACCACUACUGCCACUACUUAUAUCGCUAACACAUGGUCAACUCUACCCAUUUUAUCUUUUAGAUGCAUCUCUCCUACAUUCCGAAUCAAGAAAAGGUUUUUAUUAAUCUUUUUCCCAUUUCCAGAUAAAAUUUUUGAUAUUCAAUCAUCUAGUAGUUGACAAAUUGAAUUAACUUGAAUUUGGUAUUGUUUCUUAUAAUAUAACUCUUCUUUUCAGCAUAGAUGAAUUCAAUUGGUUUAAGUUAAAGGUGCUAAUUGCUAUAUCGUAGCUGCACUUUUUUUGCUACAUCAUCUAUAACACUUAUCAUAUAAAAUGUCCUUCGAUAAUCUAGGAUUUAUCCAGAUAAAUUAGUGCUUUCUUCAACCAAUUUUUCCUUAUUUAUGUGUAAGCAUAGAUUUUCAUGCAUCUAUUAGAUGUAUCACUCAGAAUAAAGCAAACAAAAAUUUAUCCCUCGUUCAUCCUUUUUCCCCUAAACCUAAAUCCCCCAACACACAAGGUAAAGGUGUAAUUGUACCGUGCCCAUACCUGCAUGGCAGUUGUGUGUCUAAAUAGAACUGUCUCAAACGGUCGACUGGGGGCACCAGGCCACACCCCCUUUCAUUUUAGGCCUUAUACCGGCACAGGGAGCGCUGCAGGUAUGUACUGAUUAUUUCUCCCGUACUCGUGGGACCAAUAUGGAAUCCUAUAGAAAACAAAACUAUUCAACCACAGGGGACUCACAGAAGUACCCAACUAAUACUUAUAGUACUACUUAUAAUAUCGAGGCUUAUCGGAGGACUCUGGAAGAGAACAAACAAAAAUCUGAUAAAAAAGAUAGCGAAAGGUUUGAGGGUCCUCGGCAGAGAAUAUCUGGGGCACAGAAGAGGAAGCUUAGAAAAAUGAGGGCCGACGGAAUCGACACUUCUAAGUUCAAAUUACCACCUAGACCUCAAAGUAAUGUUCCAAGAAAUGUUGGAACUAAUGAUAGAACUAUCACCUCAUCGGGUACUUCUAAUACUCAUAGUACUGCUACUACUUAUAGUACUAGUUAUAAUUUUGAGGCUUAUAGGCGGACUCUGGAAGAGAACAAAAAUACUCAGGACGUUAUGCAGACUCAUUCGAAAGAUACCAAUCUCGAGGCUCCUCAGAAAAGACCAUCUGUGUCACAAAGAAGAAAACUCUGGAGAAUGAGGAAACAAGGAAUUGAUACUUCCAAGGUCAUAUUUCCUCCUAAACCUCAAAAGAUUACUAUAGACAAUGCCGAAAUCGCACAGGCCGUUGAACAGACUGUGUUUAACCUCCUUCAGAAAAGAAGACCUACCACCUCAUCAAGUGCUUCUAAUACAUCCACUGAGGCUUAUUGGCGGUCUCCAAAACAGAACAAGCCCACCCCAUCGGGUUAUAAAUAUAGUGAGCAUGUGACGCAGACUCAUUCGACAGAUACUGAUCGGUCAAAAUUAUCUGGGAGUCAGAGGAGGAUUCUUCAGAGAAUGAGGUCAGAGGGCAUUGACACUACCAAUUUUAAAUUGCCUCCUAGACCUCGAAAUACCCCAUACGCAGCGUAUUAUGCCGAAGUCACAAAGGGUCUUAAACGGACUAGAGAAACUACUGAAAAGGAAUUAACAAAAAGAAGCAAACCUGCGCCCAUAAAGACAGCAGUCAUUCCUAGAGAAUAUCCAGACAAAAUUGUGGCUGAGAAUGACGUUGGGGCGAUACAAGAUGCCUUAACGAAACUUAUUGAUGAAGCUCCUUCUGCUCCUGUUUAUGAAAAAAACCGACUCAUGGAUGGGUACUAUGGGUUAAUAUGUGCUGACGAGGAGUCCUUUCGUAUCACCAAGGACUAUUUGGAAGAAAACACUCCGUGGAAGGUAGUUAAGACUGAAGAACUUCCAAAAUCCACAAAAUACGUACGCAUGUUGAUGUAUCUUCCGAACACUAAGAAUGAUGAUUUGACGGCACCUUUGGCGCGACUUGAAAAACAAAAUCCUGGUCUCAGGACCAACCUUUGGAUGAUUCUGAGCUCUGAAGCAACUGCUGAUGAAGGACUGCAUGUGAGUCUUCGGAUCGAUAAAGAGUCUGAAGAAGUGCUUAAACGACUUGAAUGGAAGCCUUACUUCCUUUUACAGAGAGCGAGUUUUAAACCGUUGGAUUAAGUCAAAAUAAAACAAUCCUGCAACUGCAGGCGGCUAAAGGAAAACCUACUUCAUAGAUCAAAAGUUCCGGCCCUAACCAUGAGAUGGUGACUAAAAAAUAUAGAACAAUUUUAAUAAAAGUUUCUUGAGUGGAGAAGAUUCGAAAAUCCACAAUACUAGAAUGUCUCAGCAAGACUAUUGAGUAUAAAAACCAUCAAGAAGAGAAAGCUAGACUAUUUCGGACAUGCAAUGAAAGGUCCCAAAUAUAGGUUGCUACAAAAUAUUAUGCAAAGGAAAAUAGCAGGUCAACACAGUACAGAACGAAAAUGAACUUCAUGGUUGAAGAACUUGUGACAUUGGUACCUAUGCUGUUGCUACAACCUAUGGUUUUCCCAUUUAGGCCCGGGACCAACAUAAGGUGGAAGAAAUUACAAAAAGGUCUAGUGGAUGCCCCAAAAAUUAACAAAGUGCAAAUUCAAGAUCGUACAGAUCAAAACUGAAUACCAAUGGGUUGGUUAUGAAUUGUUUCAUCUAUAUACCCUUCUAUUGAUUCUAAAGAACAACUUUCAGAUAAAUAAUUUUUUAAAAUUGAGUCCUCUCAGAUAUUUUGAUUUAGUUUUGCUUAUUUGCUUCAAUGUCGAAUACAAGCAACAUGUUGGCUUACUGUCUCGCUAACUAUUAUCUUGAAGUCCUUACAUUCUUGUAUAUUUUCUUUUCUUGUCAUCAUUUUUUUAUUGGAGAAUGGUUUUGUCCACUUUUGCAUGUAAAAGUUAAAUCAUUCAAUACUUCUUUAUCAAUUACAGUUCGCUGACAUUAUUCUAUCACUCGUUCUUGGACCAAGGGAUGUGUCACUUUUCUAAUCAACCUAAAGCUGAGUAGGGAAAGAAUUAAUCCCAGGGGACGAGUUUUGCAAGGACCUUGCACAUCCUUAAACGGUCCCAAGACUGCUGGGUACUCCCAACUAGUGACAGGUGGCCCUAUUGAAACAACCCAGUGGAUAUAGGCUGGAGGUAGUCGAUAAACAAUCCCCAUGCCAAGCCGUGAGACACUGUGGUGAAGGCAACAAGGCACUAGGGUGAGAGUGUCGCGAACGGUUCCUUUGGGGCACCAGGUCGCACUCCAUCGUAUUUAGACCUUACCGCCUUGGCAUGGUGAAUCUCUCAAGGCUAUGGAGAAGAAAGAUCUAUGCAAGGUGCAAUGGUACGAUCUUCGUACCUAAUGAACAUGGGAAAGAAUGGUCAACAGGAUUUUUAGUAGACUGACGAUCAGUAACCAUGGACUCGGACAUGAACAGAUCUAUGGAUAGUCUGGGAUUCGUCAUUUUUGGACAAAGGGGUUUUAUGAACAUUCGCAGUCGAUCCUGAAUCUGUAUUAGAGCUUGAGAAACUUGAAAUGUCACCCUUUUUCGGAAUGGGAUAUUAUAACAAAUCGCUCCACUUAAACAUGGGAAACAAAUAUCUAGAAUGGUGGAGGAAUACACCAAGAAACACUUCAUUUUCAAAUUGCACCUCGCAAUUUAUUUAUAUUGAUUCCGUUCAUAAAGAAGACAUUUCAUUUUUUACACAAUUAAGAACAUCAAAAUAUUGCUCUCCUUGCUUGACCAAUUUUAGCCAUUUAUAGAUGUUCUGAUCAAGAUUACCAUUUUUCAAUCAUUGCAUUAUGCAAGAUUCUAUUCGGCAAUGUCUGUGAUAUAUAGAUUCACGUUUGAAAACUGUUUCUGGUGAAAAAUCCUCUUUUUCUGUGUCUUAACAGAAUACUAUCAAAAACAAUUUAUUGAGUCUCCCUAAAAUCUGCAGGUCACUUUUCCAUCUCCAAAUUCUUACGAAUUGAGACAAAAUUUGAACCCAUUGGAAAAAAGAUUAUGGUACAUUUAAGUACUGAUCUACAAAUUAUGUUUCUGUAAGUGUUGCCUAUAUGAGUACCUUUAACACUUUCUCCUGACUCCUGACAUCUUCUCAUGAUCAAAUCCUUAAUUCCAAGUCAUGAUACUUUCUUCCCACUUACUUUUCUUUCUUGAUUAUCUACAGGGAUUUAAACUGCACAAAUUGGGAAGUUAAACUGAUCUUAAAUCAAAAGAUUAAGGAAAUAAAAUUAAAAAUAUCAAAUCAUUUUGAUUGAGAUGUCAUAGAAUGUAUAAAAAACUGGACAUACAUUUGUAAUGUAUUUUAUAAUGUAAAUUUAAAACUUAUUCUGUAAUAUAAGCCGUAUGUUAAAUAAAAAAAUAUAAACUACCCAGUCGAGCCUAAAACAAUUAGAAGAAAAAUGCCUUUGUGGAAUAGAACACUGGAAAACCUAAAAAGAACAAGUAAAGGGCCUAUCAAAUAAAGAAAGAAAUUGGGGAAGUACAAAACAUACAGAAAAACUCUUGCAGAAUAUAACUAAGAGACAAGAAGAGCAAAAAGAGAAUCUUGGGAAGGAUUAUUUCAUCCAGUGUAAUACAUUAACAUUAGCUAUGUUGAUUAUCCCAGUUUUCAAUCUAGAGCUCCAACAGAAACCUAAGCCAUAUUGGGUACCCAAAUUUUUCACGUAGAACAGUAAAAUCUUGCUUCAACAGAAAUAUUUAGAGAUAUUUGGUACUCUAAUGCUACAUCGAAAAUGCAGGGGGUAGGAGUUUUACCAGAAACCCAAGAUAUUGAGCUCAUUUGAGAGACAUGGAAUCACAGGGCGUAUGUUAAAGGAAUACCAAGGUACUCAUAAUUCAUCGCUGAAGAUGUCACAACAGCAGAAGUGGAAAUUCUAGCUGAGCUCUGCCUGCCUUCUUGAAGAUAAUUCAUUAUUAGAGAGGGUUGAUAGCCUCAUCAAUAUAAUUGCUUCCUUACAAAAAUCAAUUGAGAAAUUGGAUAUUAUGGAUGUAUAUUCCAAGCAAAAUUGAAUAUAAGAAGAGAGGAAUUCCCUUCCCCAAGAUCUUUUCACAAUUGAUUUUGAACGAGUCUUUAUAAAAGGUAAUGAAUGGUGGAGUCGCUGAGGUAGAAACCUGAGCCUUGGCUGAAAACUGGGUUCAAUUUUACUUAAUUCGUAUGUAAAAUGUUCUCAUUGACUAAGUUAUGUUAAUAAUUUAAUCAUUUUGUCACAGAUUUUAUGUUAAAUUAGUUUUUUUUUUUACUUUAGGAUUAGGUAUACUGGUAGUGUACAAUCUUUGUUAAUUCUAUGUAGGGGUGAUUCCAUUUCAAGUCACUCAAUUUUGGAUCUCCGAUUUUUCUGAAAAUUGGUGUAUAGCAUCUGCGGAAUGUAAAAAUAAGAUAUUUAAGGUUGAAUUGUCUUCUGAUGAAACUUCGUACCCUUGUAAAUUGUAACUUUCCUACAAUAUGUAUUCAAUAUUGGUCGAUAGAUAAACAGAAAGAAGUUUAUUGCAGCGGUGUUUAUUACACCACUGGCCUAGAUAAUAACACAUGUUGGGAAUUUCUAUAUACAAGCAGCAGUUGGGUUAUUUAUUACUUCGCUAAAAACAGGUAAAGAAACAUAUUCUUCGAUUGCAUUUUUCCCCGUUAUAACCAAUCCUCGUUAUAGAGGUGUUAUAGUUCAAUAGGAAUAUCAUGAAGCAUUUAGCGUACCUCGUUAUAAGCGAAACCUCGUAAUAUCCGUUUUCGUUAUAGAGAGAAUUCACUGUAUUAUGUUUUUCAUUGAUACUUUACGAUAGAAAAUGCAAAUUUGUUUAUAUAAACACCAAAUCCCUGUAAAAUCGAAUAAAAUAACAUUUUGAGAAAAAGAAGAAGACUUUUUGACCUUUGUCUUAUUUUUACGUCCCGCAUAAGCUAUACACUAAGUUUCAGAAAAAUCGAAGAUCCAAAAGUUUUUGUCCGAUUGAUCUGACAUGGAAUGUACCGUUAUUGUCUGUAAUUUUUGAAUAUUUUAAAAUUUACGUCCAUGUAUAUAUAUAUAAUAUUUAUAGCAACUGUAAAAUAUUAGUUUCCUAGUUCAAUAAAAUUUAAUGUAAUAAA